AUGGGAUUUCAGGUGUCUUAUAUACUGAUCCUAGUAUGUAUCCUCCGUGGUUGUUCUGCGGUUAUAAUUACAAAUGAAGAAACUGUCUAUGCUUUGGCUGGUAGCAAUGUGACUCUAAAAUGCAGCAUCUUGCAAGGAAAAGAAACCCAUGUAACACAGAUUCAGUGGUCUAAACCUGCUGAUCGUCAAUCAAGAAUAAUAGCUGUAUAUAACCCUCUCUAUGGUACAAAAUAUACUGAAGCGGCCUAUAACAAUACAGCAAGUUUUGAGAAAGGCUUCCGUGAUUGUUCAACUGACUUCAGCAGGACUUUCAAAGAGGUUAAUUCUGUAGCAAACAACCUAGAAUGCAACCACUGGGUUCUACAACUGAAGAAUGUCACACUUGAGCUCUCUGGCUCCUAUGAAUGUAUCUUUACCACAUAUCCAACUGGAACAAGCAGUUCAAAAAUACGCCUUUUUGUUAGGAAAAGAGAUUACAAGACUUCUGUGCUACAAGCUUUAUACAACCAGUCCUUAGAAAUUCCAUGUGGGAACAAUACGCCUCAUUAUAUAAACCUAACAAAUGCUUCUGUAACGUGGUUAUUGCAGAAAGAAAAUGGAAAUGAAGAGAUCCUAAUCAAGAAAACGUCCUAUUACCUUCAAGGCUAUACAACCAAUCUCACUGUGUACAAGGACAGAAUCCAAAUGAGUUCAAAAAAUGCGUUAUUGAUUUCUCCGGUGACAGUUAUUGAUGAUGGAAAGAAGUUUGUCUGUUCAAUUGCCACUCUUUCUGGAAGAAUUCAGGAAAGUGCCACUCAAGUGAAAAUAUUUGCAAAACCAGAAAUCUCUAUUGCGUUCCAUACAGAUUCCAAAGGAAAGGCACAGUUCACAUGCGUGAUAAAGAAGGCAUAUCCAAAGCCAAAACUUAUGUGGUACAUGGGUGGAAAGAUUCUGAAUGAAAAAUCUGAAGGUUUAUUAAUUGAAAAUAAAAAUAUUAACCGAGUAGGAAGUUUUUAUGAGAGGACAUCAUUCUUGUCAAUAUGGAAUAUAACUCAUUCAUCCAUUAAUCAAGCCUUCAAAUGCAUGUCUGCAUACCACUUCACUAGAAAGGACAGAUGGAAUUGUUCAUCUAAAGAAAUAUUUAUUCCUCAUGGAUUUCAGAAUACAUCAUUGGCAUAUUCAGAAUUCAUUAGUCACAUUCCUGCCAUUUCAGAUUCACCCACAGAAAAAUACUUGCAUUCUACUAAAACCCUGCAAAGUGAUACUACCACAAAGUUAUUCAGUGACUCCACAUUACUGCAAAAAAUCUUGCAUUCUACCAAAACUCUGCAAAGUACUACCACUAUUAUGUUCCUCCAUGAUUCCACAGUACCACAAAAAUCCUUGCAUUCUAUGCAACCCUGGCAAAAUGAUGCUAUUACUAUGAUGUCCGGUGAGACCACGGUACCUCAAAGUGACUCCACAAUACCACAAAGGCUGAAGAAUUCCAGGGUAACAACCCACCAAAAUGCUGCCACUGUUACUCAUUUCCAGGAUAACUCCAUACCAUCACAACGUUCUACAAUGGUUCCAAAACACAGUACAUUUCCCUGGCCAGGAGUUGUGACAUUUCUGCUUCUCUUCUGCACGUGCUUAAUUAUUUGUGUGAUCAGAAAAUGGUGUCAGCAUCAAAGAAAAAUUAUAAACAAACCUCCAUCUUUCAAGCCACCUCCUCCACCAGUUAAGUAUUCCUCCAUCCAAGUCUAUAAUGAAAUUUACUCAUCCAGUGAUGAAUUGGAAAAUCUGAAAUCGGCCUGAAAAUCUAUUAUGAUCCAGCAUCAAAUGGCGUGCUUCUACUGUAUGGCUUUUAUAAUAAGUGGCAAGCGUGGUAGUGACGCACAUUCCCAUUUGGACCGCUUAAUCUUGUAUUUCUGCUAAAGUAUAUGACAUUUAGUAGAGUCACAAACCCAGAUUGCCUUUUGUAAUUGGCACAUAAUGAAAUCAAACAUAUGGCAAAUGAGAGCUAGUGAGCCUUGGCAGAGGAACACUGAGUCUGUAUUCAAUAUACAAAUGUAAUUCAUUGUUUGAAAGACUAUGGAUGCAUGAAAGACUAUAUGUAUGAUAUCAAUAAUCUCAACUAUGUUUCUUUACCAUCUUAUAGCUACAUGUUUGCUAGAGUUGCGAUGCUUGCAA
This is a messenger RNA of Notechis scutatus (mainland tiger snake), 2151 nucleotides long. The record is from RefSeq and is a predicted model, not a curated record. NCBI's taxonomy places the organism in Eukaryota, Metazoa, Chordata, Lepidosauria, Squamata, Elapidae.